Messenger RNA from Fonsecaea multimorphosa CBS 102226, 1986 nucleotides. RefSeq lists its product as uncharacterized. NCBI's taxonomy places the organism in Eukaryota, Fungi, Ascomycota, Eurotiomycetes, Chaetothyriales, Herpotrichiellaceae. The transcript is spliced from 4 exons. Bases 1 to 1986 code for a protein of 661 amino acids. The record is from RefSeq and is a predicted model, not a curated record. Gene Ontology annotation, cellular component: CORVET complex; fungal-type vacuole. Gene Ontology annotation, biological process: intracellular protein transport; vesicle-mediated transport.
AUGGCCCCCAACAUAGACAAAGAAGCGGAGCAUCUCCGAAACAAAGCGAGAAAAGAGCUCCUCGGAUUGCUUGAAGGCGUUCGCGGCAAAAAGAACUUGGUUAUUGGGAAGGAUCUGACUGGACUACUCAGCCUUUUUGUCCAAUUCCCGACGCUGAAGGAAUAUGGCGUGGACAAAGUCUUCGAACUUGAAAACAACAACACCGACUCAUCACAAAGAAAUGUGGUGUACCUUGUCCAUGGAGAAAAGGCUAGCUUGGUCCAGGCCGUAGCAGAGCAGAUCAAGAAACUGCAGAGAAAUGGCUCGGUCGAGCACGAAAUCUCUGUAUGUUGGGUGCCCAGGAGAACUCUAGUGUCCAACAGAGUCCUGGAGGAUGAGGGUAUUCUGGGAGAUGUCAAUGUCUCCGAGCUCCCAAUAUAUUUCCUACCUUUGGAAGACGACGUGCUCUCACUGGAGCUGGAGGAGUCAUUUAAUGACUUGUAUCUACGACGCGAUCCUUCUCCGCUAUUCCUUGCUUCGAAAGCCCUGAUGCAGAUUCAACAGCGACAUGGUCUGUUUCCGCGGAUAUUGGGCAAGGGGGACAACGCCAGACAACUUGCAAACCUUCUACUCCGGGGAAGAAAGGAGCUCGACGCCGACGAGGCUGCGACGCAAUAUACCAGCAUGCCGAGUACCUCGAUUGAGCAAGUGAUCAUAAUCGAUCGGGACGUCGAUUUUGCCACCGUCUUGUUGACCCAGUUGACAUACGAGGGCCUGAUUGAUGAAAUGGUCGGUAUCAAGCACAACCGUGCCGAAGUUGAUUCGGCCAUCGUCGGCGCGGCUCCCCAGCAGCGAUCGCAGACCAGUUCUUCCUCGACAUCUCCGCCUCCAGCCGUUCGCCAAGGUCUCAAGCGCAGGAUCCAGCUAGACUCAUCCGACUCGCUGUAUGAACAGUUGCGUUCCUCCAACUUUGCCUUGAUCGGGCCACAUCUGAACAAAAUAGCGAGACGUCUGGAAUCAGAGUACGAAGGUCGCCACACUGCUCGCGGCAUCAACGAGCUACGAGAUUUUGUCAAUAAACUGCCAGGCUUUCAACAGGAGCACCAGUCCCUGGCCAUUCACACUAAUCUUGCAGACGACAUGAGCAAGCACACUCGCUCUGAGACUUUUAACCGCGAACUGGAGGUACAGCAGAAUAUUGCAGCUGGAACAGAUCCGAUAUACCAACACGACACUAUUGAAGAGCUGAUCGCCCGAGAUACUCCCCUGUCUACCAUCCUCCGACUCCUCUGUCUCGAAUCGACAAUAGCUGGGGGUCUGCGCCCCAAGGACUUGGAGUCGUUCCGGCGCCAAAUCCUACACGCCUACGGCUUCCAACAUCUCCUGACCCUUGAUAAGUUACAGGUCAUGGAAUUACUCCAGCCCCGCUCAUCCAGUUCAGCUUUACUCCUCCCAGUCGGCGGCGCCGGGGCUUCGCCAGAAAAGGGCACGAAAACCAACUACGGCUAUCUUCGCAAAGAACUGAGGUUGAUUGUAGAUGAGUAUAAUGAACAGGACCCCGAGGACAUCGCAUACGUGUAUUCGGGCUACGCGCCCCUAAGCAUACGCAUUGUGCAGUGCAUUCUGCAGAAACAAUAUCUUCAAACCCUGCACAAGUCACCUUUGCCCCUUACGCCCUCUAGUACAGGAUGGACGGGCUUCGAAGACAUCCUGAAGUCUGCCAGGGGGCCAACCUUUAAUAUCGCACAGAAACCAGCGGAUGAGAAGGCAGCCAGGGCGAAAGCCGCACUUGCGGGCAAGGGAAAUUGGAAGACUCUCUUUGUCAUGUUCGUGGGCGGUAUUACCUUCACGGAAAUUGCAGCAUUGAGAUUUAUCGGACGGAGGUUGAUUGAAUCAGGACAGAGAAAGAAGAUUGUCAUUUGCACCACUGGCAUCAUUAGCGGGAGGAGCAUUAUGGAAGGUGUUAUUGAGAAAUCCAAUCUGGGGUCAGGAAUUGUUGCAGCCUGA